UCAAUUUUACUAAUUUUCAUUUAUUUUUUUCAAAAACAUUGUUAAUACGCUAUAAAGAGCAGAGAAUUGCCCUAAUUGAUCCAGAGGCGGCGCGACGAUAUUCGAGCAAUUUUUGCGAUGAAGACAGUCACGGGAAGAGUUAGCAACGCGAAACCAAUCUCCCUCGCUAAAGCGGCUACGCUUCUCUCCGGGUUCGUUUCCUCUGAAACCCAGGCCUCUCAAGACGUCAGCGCCUACCUCCGACGCGCCUCUGCUGCCUUCGCCGAAUUAAAGAGCUUCCACAGAGAGAUUCGAUCGACGAAUCCAAAAUUCGAGCUGGGUGGAGCUAAGGGGACUGAUGAUUUGGUGGAAAACGCAAAUGUGACCGGAGAUGAAUCAGUUCAUGGUCGGAAACAGGAUAAGAAGAAGAAGAAGAAGAGGGUUAAAGAGAACAAAGAAGAAGAUGUUGUUGAGGAGAAGGUGAUGGUGAAGUUGGAAGACGAGCAAAAGAACAAAGAGAGAAAGAAGAAGAAGAGCAAAGAGGAAGAUGUUACUGACGAGAAGGUGAAUGAGAAGUUGGAAGAAGAGAAAAAGAGCAAGAAAAAGAGGAAAUUAUUGUCAAAGGAGAUUUGA
Molecule: messenger RNA, 612 nt
Organism: Eruca vesicaria subsp. sativa (arugula)
Lineage: Eukaryota; Viridiplantae; Streptophyta; Magnoliopsida; Brassicales; Brassicaceae
Source: the annotation of a GenBank genome assembly